UAUCUGUUUCAAACGUAAAAGUCAUAUCUCCUAACUACCCUGUUUCAUCUCACACAAAAUAUCUUGAGAGCUUUCAACUAGUUCGUUUUCAUCACUUCCACAGUAAAAUCAUGAAGCCAGUCUUCUGUGGGAACUUUGAGUAUGAUGCGCGUGAGGGUGAUCUUGAGCGGCUCUUCGGGAAACAUGGCAAAGUUGAUAGGGUCGAUAUGAAAGCUGUCCAUGAAUGAGACCAUAAGAAAAUCCAUCUCAUUGUCCCCCCAAAACGAGUCACUGCAAUGGAGAAGGCACUCUGUUGUUCCUUGGCAUAUUAAUUCCAUAAUGCAAGCUCUCUGAAGUCUGAACUUUAGUAAGAUCACCGCCCGGGAAAACAGUUGGAGGCUGGUAGGACACCAAUCCACAAACUGAAUGGUUCGUUUUGUCUUCAUGGUUGCAACCGCAGCUCUUUGGGAGCAACAUACAUUAGACUACAAGCCAUGUAUUUUCGCUGUGUAUGUCGCCUGUGGUGAGGCGAUAAGGUCCUUGCCAAGCGCCAUGGCUGGCGGCAAAAGCGAGCGCUAUUUUUGUUCAGGUUUUGCUUUCGAGUACAUUGAUAACGAAAGGGAUGCUGAAGAUGCAAUCCAAGGCCUUGACCGUAUUGAAUUUGGGCGUAAAGGACGCAGACUCCGUGUUGAGUGGACAAAGGGUGAACGUGGAGGUGAUAGAAGAUCUGGCGGUGGUGAUUCAAGGAUAUCCUCAUCCAGCAUGAGACCUUCCAAGGCUCUCUUUGUGAUUAACUUCGACGCCGAGAACACAAGGACACGGGAUCUAGAGAGACACUUUGAGCCGUAUGGCAAAAUUGUAAACGUUAGAAUCAGGAGAAACUUUGUGUUUGUCCAGUACGAGGAGCACGAGGAUGCCACGAGAGCACUGGCUGUUACUAAUAACUUUAAGGACACAGUCCUGAGAGACGCCCUGAAUGGAGAAGGCGGUCACCUAGUCCUUGCAAAGAGAAAAAGAGGAAGCCCUGACUAUGGCAGAGGGGGUAGUCCGGUUGCUGCAUACAGAAAGGAGCGAACAAGUCCUGGUUAUGGGAGAAGACGUAGCCCAAGUCCUCCUUACAAGAGAUCAAGGCGUGGCAGUCCGGAGUAUGGUGAGAGCCCGAGGAGGAGGGAGAGGAACAGUCGUAGUCCUGACAACAAGAGAAAGACGUUGAAGAAGGAAAGCCCAAGUGGUGAAGUGGAAAGCCCAACUGAAAGGAGGGGGAGAUGGAGGCUACAAUGGUGCUGAAGCUGUAUAGUAGUGAUGUAGCGUACAUCCUUAUUCCUCUAUGCUUUGGUUUCCCUUUUGUUUUGUUUUAGAUAAACAUUAGUUUUCCUUAAUAGAUUAUGAUUAAGACUUAGGAUAAAAGAUUAGAUUCUAAUCCCUAAGGACUUAGGACUUUUCACCUUGUUAUAUAUAGUGAUCUAUUGAUUUGUAAAAGACACAACUUGAUUAUUAAAAUUUAUAAA
Molecule: messenger RNA, 1487 nt
Organism: Brassica oleracea var. oleracea
Lineage: Eukaryota; Viridiplantae; Streptophyta; Magnoliopsida; Brassicales; Brassicaceae
Product: serine/arginine-rich splicing factor RS40-like
Exons: 6
Coding region: 406-1266 (286 amino acids)
Biological process (GO): mRNA splicing, via spliceosome
Cellular component (GO): nuclear speck
Molecular function (GO): RNA binding
Source: RefSeq, a predicted model, not a curated record